Messenger RNA from Plasmodium coatneyi, 1821 nucleotides. RefSeq names its product Ethanolamine-phosphate cytidylyltransferase. The record is from RefSeq and is a predicted model, not a curated record. Gene Ontology annotation, cellular component: cytoplasm. The coding region runs from base 1 to 1821 and encodes 606 amino acids. Gene Ontology annotation, biological process: phosphatidylethanolamine biosynthetic process. The transcript has 3 exons. Gene Ontology annotation, molecular function: ethanolamine-phosphate cytidylyltransferase activity. Lineage: Eukaryota; Apicomplexa; Aconoidasida; Haemosporida; Plasmodiidae.
AUGAUGAGGAACGAAUUUUUAGUCAACACCAUUUACAACCAUGGGAAUUUGAAAAAGGUACUGGGGUUGUUAAAAAGCCUAAGUAAGAGCAAGAAGCUGGAUUUGAUAUGCCAGGUGUGUGAAAAUUUAAACAUAGAAGAAGAUAAGGAAACGUUACGAAUAUUUCUGAACGAGUUGAGUCAUAUUAGCAAUGACGAAAGUGUCAGUAGUAAGCUUAGUGAGAAGAAAAGGGGUGGUGGUGGUGCUGCUGCUGCUGAUGGCAAGCAGAAUAAUGUCAACCACAUGAGCAUUGGAAAACACAUGGGAAUUGUAAAUAGAUGUAACAACAACCUUCUGACGGAUAGCAGUAACAACUUGUAUGAAGAAGGGAAGGACCUGAGUGGUUCCUUCUCCAAUAGUUCUGAAGAAAUUAACGAAUUUGAUAUAGACAUGAAUACAGCUACUAAUGAGAAAAACAAAGCUACAAGAAUUUAUGUCGAUGGAAUUUUUGACUUGUCCCAUUCUGGUCAUUUUAAUGCCAUGAGACAAGCGAAGGAAUUAGGUGACGUGGUCGUUGUUGGAAUAAAUUCGGAUGAGGAUGCCCUAAACUCCAAGGGAGUUAUGCCUAUAUAUACGCAAGAAGAAAGGGGGGCAUUAAUAGCCGGGUGUAAGUGGGUUGAUGAAGUUAUUAUAGGUACCAAAUAUAAUGUCAGUAUGGAACUGUUGGGAAAAUACAACUGUGAUUACGCUGCCCAUGGUAGUGACAUUGCAUAUGACCGAAAUGGUAAUUGUUGCUAUGAGGAGGUUAGAAAAAAUAAUAGGUUAAAAAUAUUUGAGCGAAGUUAUGGGAUUUCCACCACUACCAUAAUUAACCAUUUGUUGCAGGCGGUGAGCAGCUCCAAUAAGAGCCUGUCCGAUGGGGACGCACCGAUUGGCGUGGUGGGAAGCACCGUGGUAAGUAAUAUAGCUAGCAAUAGGGCCAGCAGUAUGGUCAACAGUAUAGCCAGCGGCAUGACCAACAGUAUGAAGGCUGCAGGUAGAAAUGCGUUCAACCUGAACCCCAACAACAAGGAGGACGACAAAGCGUCGCCCCCGUACAGUAAUGGAAAAUUCCUAAACGGCACAGGUGAAAAAAGUAACUUGAGCAAAAUAUCUAAAAUGAAUUCGAAAGAAUUCGAAGACGAAUCCACCGUCACGGAAGCAACCACCGUGGAGGACAACAAAUUUAAACCAUUCGAGUCCAUGUCCAGUUUAAAACACGCCCUAAGCAAAAAUAAAUGUUACGUAACAGCAUCUCAGUUGUAUCAAUUCAUGGGAAGCCAUGAAAAAAAAGGCAAAAAAAAAGUAGUAUACGUAGAUGGUUCGUUCGAUAUUUUUCACAUUGGUCAUUUAAAAAUAUUAGAAAAUGCCAAAAAGUUAGGCGACUACUUAAUAGUAGGCAUGCACUCCGACGAGGUCGUUCGUAGGAUGAAAGGGAAGCACUUCCCCGUUGUGUCCCUCCUGGAGAGGACUUUAAAUGUGCUAGCCAUGAAGGUUGUGGACGACGUAGUUAUAGGAGCCCCAUGGCUCAUCAGUGAGAGCUUCAUUAAGCGCUUCCAGAUUGACGUUGUGGUGAGGGGCACCGUUGUUGAUUAUUUUUACUCGAGCAACGAGCUGGAUCCGUAUGCCGUUCCGAAGAAGUUGAACAUUUACCAGGAGCUCUCCUCGGAAUCGGGCAUCACCACCUUCGAAAUUAUUGAGCGAAUCGAGAAAAACAAAAAUUGCCUGAUGAGUACCAUAUCGAAGAGAAAGAAGAAGGAAGAUAACAUCUGGAAGGUCAACAAUACGUACGUUUUGAAUUAA